UGCACACCACAGCAGUCCCUCCCUGGAGGAGUAGCUUUCCUUCUCCCUGCUUCUCUUUCUCUCUCUCUGAGCAACAGCACCACCUGUGAGGGAGGAAGCGGGAGGGAGACGGAAAAGGCGCGCAAGGGUUUCUCGAAGCCCAUUUUGAGUGGAAACGGACACCCAAAGCGCCUCUGUUGUGCCCAAGGUUUGGGCCCAGGCUCCAGAGGCUCCCUGGCUAUCCUUUCCAUCUCGCCAUUGAGAUUUCCACAGAGAGAAAGAGGAGGAGGAGCAGGAGGAGCAGGCGCCUCGUGAAGGUCGUUGCUUGCUGCUGUGGCGGCAUCUUCCCCGCCUUCCCGCUCCCCUCGCCUUCCUCCAUCCAGCCUGCUUUUGAAAGCCAGUCAAGGAGACCAAGGAGGGCUUCAUUUCCACCCAUUGAGAGCUUUUCCCGCUGAAAGAGAGAGAAAAAAACCCUCCCCAAAGCGGUCCCCAUCUCGAAAUUGGAGAAAGCGCGAGGUUGCUCUUGGAACAAAGGACGCGGAAGGCGGGGCACCUUGACUGGAGAUUUGGGCGCCUUUCUCCCCUCUGGAAAGAACCGAGGCCAAGAAGGAAGGGAGGAAAGAAAGGAAGGAAGGAAGAAAGAAGGAAAACCCUGCUUAACAGAUUUUAAAGCUUUCCCUGACCUCCAAAGACCAAGUGGACUUUAAGAUAAGUUCCCUAAACCAGCAUGCCUUUCAAAACAGGACUAGAACUAACAGAGAUGCAGAACAUGAGGAUCCCGGAGGAUGACAAUGUCAGCAAUGAUUCCAAUGAUUUCACAGAAGUAGAAAAUGGGCAGAUGAAUAGCAAGUUUAUUGCAGACCGUGAGAGCAGAAGAAGUCUAACCAACAGCCACUUGGAAAAGAAAAAAUGUGAUGAAUACAUCCCAGGAACAACAUCAUUGGGGAUGUCUGUCUUUAAUCUCAGCAAUGCCAUCAUGGGCAGUGGUAUAUUAGGUCUUGCCUUUGCACUGGCUAAUACAGGAAUCUUGCUCUUUUUAAUGCUUCUGAUUUCAGUGACACUGCUUUCUAUUUAUUCAAUAAAUCUCCUGUUAAUUUGUGCCAAGGAAACAGGUUGCAUGGUUUAUGAAAAACUUGGUGAGCAAGUCUUUGGCACUCCGGGAAAAUUCAUUGUUUUUGGAUCUACAUCUCUGCAGAACACUGGAGCAAUGCUGAGCUAUCUCUUCAUAGUUAAAAAUGAACUACCUGCUGCCAUAAAGUUCCUUAUGGGAGAAGAAGAAUCAUUUUCGGCCUGGUAUGUGGAUGGGCGAGUUCUUGUUGUAACGGUGACAUUCUGCGUAAUCCUUCCAUUAUGCCUUCUUAAGAAUUUAGGAUAUCUCGGCUAUACCAGUGGUUUUUCCCUGACCUGCAUGGUAUUUUUUCUCAUAGUGGUCGUCUACAAGAAAUUUCAGCUUCCCUGUCCCUUUCUAGAAGGAAACACAAAUAGAACCGACUCUGCAUUUUCAAACUCUAGUUCUCUUUCUGAGGAUAUGUGCACUCCCAAGUAUGUGACCUUUAAUUCUAAGACAGUGUAUGCUUUGCCCACCAUUGCAUUUGCAUUUGUGUGUCACCCUUCAGUCCUUCCAAUCUACAGUGAACUUAAAGAUCGUUCUCAGAAAAAGAUGCAGAUGGUUUCAAAAAUAUCUUUCUUUGCCAUGUUUGUUAUGUACUUCCUGACUGCCAUUUUUGGCUAUUUGACUUUUUAUGAAAAUGUGCAAUCAGAUCUGCUUCACAAGUACCAGAGUAAAGAUGACAUCCUGGUCUUAACAGUCCGCGUUGCUGUCAUCGUUGCAGUUAUACUCACAGUCCCAGUGUUGUUUUUCACUGUACGCUCUUCUAUUUUUGAGCUCGCUAGGAAAACCAAAUUUAACUUAGGCCAUCACAUUGUAGUCACUUUGAUCCUUCUGAUGAUUAUUAAUCUGUUAGUCAUUUUCAUACCUUCCAUGAAGGAUAUUUUUGGAGUUGUAGGGGUAACUUCUGCCAACAUGCUGAUCUUUAUUCUCCCAUCUUCACUCUAUUUAAAAAUCACCCACCAAGAUGGCUCAAAACUGAUUCAGAGGAUUUGGGCUUCUCUCUUUUUGGCACUGGGAAUAUUGUUUUCCCUGGUCAGCAUUCCUCUUGUCAUCUACGACUGGGUACACUCAGGAGACACUGCUGACUGAGGCCACUGAGACAUUGAGAAGAAAACAUGUAUAUUUUGCUACUCACCAAAAUUGAUCCAGCCCAUUUGUCAGUAUAAACCCAUUCUUCAUUUUUUGACAUCAAAAUACUAGCAGCCCAUGUUUUCCUGCUGGAGACAGACACUUUACUGUAAUGCUUCACUCAGUUUUCUGUUUCAGAAACUACUGGAUCAGUAGUAAGUUUAUGAUUGUGGUUAUUACAAUUCUACAUACUCACAAAUUUGUUCAUGAGUAAUAGGUACUCUGUGUGUGGCUAUUAUUACAAAAAUAAUGGAAGUAGGAUACUAUACUUAGAUUGAGUAUCCUUUAUCCAGAAUUCAAAAAUCCGUAAGUGUCCACAUCAGUGGCUAGGAUAGUGACAACUUUGCUUUCUAAUUGUUCAGUGUACACAAACCUUGUGUAUGCACAAGCUUGAUUAAAAAUUGUGUAUAAAAUUACCUUCAGGCUAUGUUUACCAGAUGUAUAUGAAACAUAAAUUAAUUUUGGAUUUAGACUUGGGUCCCAUUCUAAAAUAUCUCAUUGUGUACAUGUAAAUAUUCCAAAAUCCAAAAAAAAAAAUCCAAAAUACAACACUUCUGGUUCCAAUCAUUUUGAGACAAGGGAUACUCAAUCUGUUCUUGCAAGUUCAUGCCUCAAUUCAUUUUCAGUUUAAAGAUCAACUAGCCAGCCUUAAUCAGAUGUAGUUCUCAGUCCUUUUAGGUAACUUUGCAUUUACCUAAUUGUACUGGUAUAGCAAUGUGGUAAAUUGAUACAUAACUUAGUAGUUGGUAACCAGUCAAAUCUGGAAGCUUGUUGAUAUUGGUAAACAAAGCUUGUACACAAUUUAGCCUUAGUAGUUCACCCUAAGGGAAUCAUCUUUGUAUAUUACAUUUUGUAUUAAUCCGUGGAAGUUAAUGCAUAUAUAUUACCUGGUGUUUUUCUUUUUCAGAAAAAGUUUAUGGUUUAUGUUUGAGUCAGAGUUUGGCAGUUAAGUUUUGGACUAUAGCUCUCACGUUUCCUCAACCAGCGUGAUCAGUGGCUCCUUACUAGCCAGUGAACAGAAGGUAGGGAAUCCUGGGGAGUUAUAGUUUUAAAAAAAUAAUAUUUACAGACUGUGGAUCAGAGAGACAAUGAUCAGAAAGGCUUUGGUCACAUGAAUUGCUAUUAACUGCAGAAUGCUGGAAUCCAGCAGAAGCUGCAGUGUUGAUAAUGUCUUAAAUUGUUGUAAGAAAAAAAGGAUGGAUUGCUUAGACCUUUGCUUCUCCAGCUGUUUUUAAUGUUUCAUAAUUCCUUGCUGCUGACCAUGCCAUUUGGGGCAUAAGCAUCUGGAAAAUCAAAGAUCCAUUGUUCCUGGAUUAGACAUUUCAAAGUUGGAUUCAAAGUUGCUUCUACAAAGCAAUGAUUAUGAAGCUGAAUUAGCCGAAAAGCACAAUACAUAAGCAUUCCAUGCGUUUAAAAAGUAAACCAUCUUGGAGAGAUAGGGAGAGAAAAUUAAUUUACUGAAAAACAAGUGAGGAGGAACUUUUCAUGCAGGCUACAGAUAGGCAACAAUUUUAAGUCCUAAAGCAGUACACGUAUGACUGUGUACUAAAGCUAAGCCUAAAUUAGUAAGGUUUCAUAGAAUUGGAAAGUUUGAAUAGGCCACAAGGGCCUUGUAGUCUAAGCCCCUGCCAUGUAGGAAUGCACAACUAAGUACUGCUGAAAGAUGACCAUUUAACUUAUGCUUAAGGAUCCCAAAUGAUGGAGAUUCUAUCAGCCUUCAAGGCAUGUAACUCCACUGUUGAUCUGUUCCAUCAGUAAAGAAGUUAUUUCUAAUGUUUAGGUGGAAUCUCUUUUCUUAUCAUUUGAAUCCAUUGGUGUCUAUCAUAGUCCCUAUAGCAGCAAAAAUGAAGUUUUUUCAUAUUCUAUGUGACAUCACUCCAGAUACUUAAACUAUCUAUUAUGUCACUUCUCACCCUUCUCUUCUCCAAGUUAAACAUGCCCAUAUCCCUCAGACAUUCUUUGUGAAGCUUGAUUUUCAGACUUUUGAUACUCUUAACUGCCUUUCUCUAGACAUAUUUCAGCUCGUCAGUAUCCUCUUUAACUGAACACAAAGGUGACUAUGAUUCUUCAUGCCAGGGAUCAAAUCCCCAUUCAGCCAUGGAAACCCACUGGGUGACCUUAGUCACAUCAUACUCUCUGGGUUUCAGAGGAAGGCAAAGGCAAAUGCUGCCAAGUAAACCUGUGGUAGCUUCACUGUAGGGUCUCCAUAGGUAGGAAAUGACUUUGAAGACACAAAACAAUAACAUUCCACAUGUGGUCUGACCAGUGCAAACUUGAGUGGUGUUAUUACUUUGCUUGAUCUGGAUAUUAUGCCCUUGAUGAUCAAGCCUAGAAUUGCAUUGGCUUUUCAGGAUGGUGUAUCACACUAUUUAGUUUGUAGUAUACUUAAUUUGUUAGAUCCUUUAAAACUCCCUAUCUCCUUGACCAUUGCUGUUUUUUCCUUUGGAUUCAUUCGGGGAGCAAACUUUUUUUCCGCUGCCCUGGAGACUAGGAUGCAGAACAAUGACUUCAAACUACAGCAAAGGAGAUUCCACUUGAACAUCAGGAAGAACUUCCUAACUGAGAGCUGUUCAGCAGUGGAACUCUCUGCCCCAGAGUGUGGUGGAGGCUCCUUCUUUGGAGGCUUUUAAACAGAGGCUGGAUAGCCAUCUGUCGGGGGUGCUUUGAAUGCAAUUUUCCUGCUUCUUGGCAGGUGGUUGGAUGGCCUACAAGGUCUCUUCCAACUCUGUGAGUCUAUUAUUCUAUAUCCACCCUGUUUUCAUUCUUCAAAAUGAUAAAAAGAGAGUUUUUUUUCCAUAUACCUGUCUGUACUCAUUCACCAUAAUCCUAGAGCAGCCCUGUACAAAUGGCCUUCCAGAUGUUGGGCUCCAACUCUUGAGUCAGUGGUCAAGAAUCCACAAAAUCUGAAGAGCCACAGGCAUAUCCUAGUGCAGGCAUAUCCUAGAGCUUGGGGAAAAAAAUCUUUUUUGGAAUACUACUCCCAACAUUCCUUACACAGCUAGUUGAAUUCUGGAAAUUAACUUUCCUAAGCUCUGAUCAGUCUCCAUUUUGACAACAGACUAUGAAAUAUAGAUUAUUGUAAUGCACUCCACAUGAGAAACUUUAAGAAUGGAAUAUUAUUGCCUGACAUGGGACAGUAUAGCAUGGGACAACACGAUCUUGUGACAUUAAUCUUUACUGUUAUUUGCUAUCAAGCUGACUUCAACAUAUGGUGACCCUGUGAAUGGGAGACUUCCAAUAUCCUCUACUGAGGUCUUACAAACUCAGAGCCAUGACUUCCUUGAUUGAAUCAAUCUACUUGUUGUGCAGUCUCCCACUUUGCCUACUGCUUUCUACUUUAUCAUCAUUAUCUCAUGAUAUGUCCAAAAUAUUACAAUCUCAUUUUAGUCACCUUUGUGACCAUUGUGAGACCACACUACACUGGUUGCUAGGUCAUUUCUGAACAUAAUUCAUAGUGGUGCUUUAUACCUACAGUAUAACAUAUAUAAAUUUAGUUAUGCUGCCAAUGAGUAAUAGGAGUAGGGGAAGUUCCACACAUCAUGAACUGUUUGGGUUACACUGAGUUACAUGGAAGCAAAUGUCUUUUUUUUUCCUCAAAAGAAGCCUCCACCACCACAAGGAGAAGAAUAUGUAAUCUUUUCUCCCCAUUUGUGGCUUCAUUUCGUAGGUCCUCUAGCUUAUAACAGUCUGCCCACCACAUUUGUGGUUCUGAUUUUUGUGAAUUUGAUUAUUCAUGGAUUUGAUUAAAAGGUUGACUAUUGAAUUGUGGUGGAGAUCUCUAGGAAUCUUCUAGUGUAACUGUAGUCCAUCAGAAGUUGCACAUAGACUCAUACUGGAGGACCUAGAGGUUCCCAGAGUGUUCCCAGGUGUUUUUUUCCUAGAAUGUUCAUAAAAAUGCAGGUCCGAGAUAAAAUAGGCAUAAAAGAAGAAAUUUAACCUGUGUAAAUUACAUUGUGUACCUAUCAACUCAAUCAUAUGUCCUUUCUCAGCUCCACACAUUGUUUUGAGUAAACAUCUGUAAUACAGAAAAUUGAGAUAUGUGGUUUUCCUGUAGAUUCCCAUGACGCAGAGAUUUGUUUUGGAACCAAUCAAGAGAAAAUAGCCACUGAUAUAGAUUGUGUCCUUAUGUAUAUUAACUCCCAUUGAGUCGAGUUACUUGUAGGUAAUUGUGCAGCUUAAGAAUGCAGUCCAGACAAUCAGCUAGUAUAGUCAGCUAUUUAGACUCAAUAGGUAAGUUUCUGAUGAAGUGGAAUCAAACGAAACCAAUUGCUUUGAAAGGUAGCCGAAACCUAAUGCAAUCGUCCCCACCCAGUGCCCUUCUUUUAUUUUCAGCUACAGCUCCUGUCAUCCAUGCCUACUGGCCAUACUGACUGGAUUGAUGGGAAUGGUUUUCUGCAAACUUUGGAGGGUACUAGGUUAGAAAAGGCUUCUCUGCUGUUGGUUCACAUUCUCAUUGGGUUUAGCAUCCAACUGCUUUAGCACCUGUUAUCAAAUACAGAGACCUUUUUUCUUCUUUUUAUAUAAUGAUUUAUGGAUCAUUAUUACUCAUGUUUUGCAGUUACAAGUCUUUACUUUAUCAAGUUCUGAUUCUGGAACCAUUAGUCAUCCUGAUACUCAGCCACUUGUAUAUUUUAAACCAAAAUUUUCAGGGGCACCUGUACCUACUUAAUGAGCUCCAUUCAGUAACUAUUUUGCCUCUUUGUGGAAUGUGUACUAUUUUGGAAUGUCUUAUUUAUCACUUCUUCAAAGUGCUUUAUCUGUAUCGCAUAGUUCAUCUUCAAAAUUGCUCUGUGAAGUAGAUUGGUAAUAGUUCCAUUUACAGAUGGACAGCUGAGGCCAAGAAUGAAAAUGACUUGCUUAUUGCCAAGCAAGGAGUUGAAUUCAGGUCUCCAGAUUAAGUCUAGCAAUGUGUCUGUUAAACAGUUUAAAAAAUACAUAUAUAUACAGACAGUGGGUUGUUGUGAGUUUACCGGGAUGUAUGGCCAUGUUCCAGAAGCAUUCUCUCCUGGAAGAUGGGUUUUAUAUAUCUGUAUCACAACGCUCUCUGGGCCAUCCUCCAAAAAAUCAGGUGCCCUGACAAAUUUGUGAACAUCCUGUGGCUCCUCCAUGAUGACAUGAUGGCAACAGUCUUGAACAGCAGUGGCUCCCAAAGUGACCCAUUGAAGGUGGAAUCGGGUAUCAAACAGGGAUGUGUUACUGCCCCAACCUUAUUUUCCAUCUUCAUUGCUAUGAUACUUCAUCUUGUUGAUGGGAAGCUUCCCACUGCAGUGGAAAUCGUCUAUCUGACAGAUGGCACGCUGUUUAACCUCAGCAGACUGAAAGCCAAAACCAAGGUCACAACAACAUCUAUUAUAGAACUCCAAUAUGCUGAUGGCAAUGUCAUCUCUGCACAUUCAGAAGAAGACCUACAAGCCACUCUAAACACCUAUGCAGAGGCAUAUGAGAAGCUCAGCCUCUCAUUGAACAUCGAGAAAACCAAAGUGCUCUUCCAGCAGUCAUGAACCAACUCAUCUACAAUGCCAGAAAUACAGCUUAAUGAUGUAACAUUAGAAAAUGUUGACUAUUUCUGCUGCCUCGGCAGCUACCUCUCCACAAAAGUCAACAUUGACACUGAAAUACAACACCAUCUAAGCUCUGCGAGUGCAGCAUUUUCCCAAAUGAAGCACAGAGUGUUUGAGGACCGGGACAUCUGUAGGGAUACCAAGGUGCUUGUUUAUAAAGCUAUUGUCCUCCCAACCCUGCUAUACGCCUGUGAGACGUGGACUGUCUACAGACGUCACAUGCAACUCCUGAAACAAUUCCAUCAGCGUUGCCUCCGAAAAAUCCUGCAAAUCUCUUGGGAAGACAAGUGGACAAAUGUCAGCGUGCUGGAAGAAGCAAAGACCACCAGCAUUGAAGUGGUGGUCCUCUGCCAUCAACUACGCUGGACUGGCCAUGUUGUCCAAAUGCCCAAUCACCAUUUCCCAAAGCAUUUGCUCUACUCCAAACUCAAGAAUGAAAAAUGGAAUGUUGGAGGACAGGAAAAGAGAUUUAAAGAUGGACUCAAAGCCAACCUGAGAACAGGGAAAUCCUGGCCCGUAAGUGCUCUAACUGGAGGUCAGCUGUGACCAGCAGUGCUGUAGAAUUUGAAGAGGCAUGAAUGGAGGGCGAAUGAGAGAAAUGAGAGAAACUGCAAGAGGAAGGCGCAUCAAGCCAACCCCCUACAGGGACCACCUUCCACCUGGAAACUGAUGCCCUCACUGCGAGAGAACAUGCAGGUCAAGAAUAGGGCUCCCAGUCACCUAUGUACCCAUCGCCAGGACACCGAACUUGGAAGACAAUCUUACUCAGACAACGAGGAAUCGCCUUAGUAAGUAAAGCAAUUUUCCUAGUUUCCAUCAGACCUUACAACCUCUGAGGAUGCCUGCCAUAGAUAGAGGUGAAACUUAAGGAGAGAAUGCUUCUGGAACAUGACCAUACAGCCCGGGAAACUCACAACAACCCAGUCAUUCCAGCCAUGAAAGCCUACGACAAUACAAUAUAUAGACAGGUUCAAAGAAUAGUAGGGGAAAUUGUGUAUGGAUUUGAUCUGACUUAUGAAGCUUUGCACUAGAUUUUUUUUUAAAAAACUAAUGAGAUAAAAUAAUUUACUUGGUGACUGUCUUAGGAGUCACUAAAAUAUUGUGGCACACUUCCAGAUAAAUUAGCAAAUUAUUUGUAAUGAAUAUAUAGCACACAAAGCAUUGAGCACAGAAAAAGCACAUCUCUAGGGUCAUACAGGAUUAAUAGUAAUGUUGUGAAAGUUCAGUGAUAGCUAGGUCACAUAUAUUUAAGAAAUACAGAAUUUCUUAUGGUUAUUUUUAUAUUCCAAACAAAAUUAUGGAGAGAUUUCAAACAGAAUAAUUCAGAAUUCUAUCUACUUAGUUUUCUAUGUUAAUGUCAGUGUGCUGCUUCCCUGCACUUUCUCUGUGUCUAGGAGUGAUGUUUUAUUGCCUUAAAACAGCCUUUCCCAAACUGGUACAUUACACUUCUCUUCCGCAACACAGUUGCUGGGAAUGACAUGAAUUGUAAUUUUAACACACCAAAUGCAUGCCAGGUUCAGGAAGGUUGCCUUAGGUGACUUUAAAGGAUGAAUCCAUAAAUACACGGAGGAGAGAUCUAUCAACAACUGUUAGCUUUGCUAAGUAACAGUUAACAAUGGAAACACUUGAGUGCCCAUGAGUACCAGUCCAUUAAUCACUAACUAUGAAUAGUGCUGCCACCAUAGACUAGUUGUGGGCUCUCCUGACUCCUUUGGGGAUGAAUGAUAAGAGGGCAACACCAGGCCCUCUUAACAUCACAUGUGAGUCACAUGCGGACCUGAUCACCAUUGGAUAGUGCUUCUAAAGAAACUGUGCAGUGAAAACUUUUUUCUCCUUUCUCUUCUGAAAGGAAAGGAUAUUGCCUGUCCUCUUCUCCAGGUCUCUAUGGUGCUAAAGGAUACUCAAAUAUCUUUUUGUACUGUAGAAUAUAAUUGCUGUGAUACUUGGUGAGUCCAUCAAACAGAGUCACAAUUUCAUCAGCUGCUGUAUGUUAGAAGUCAUGCUACUGCUGUUGGAGCAUGGAGUCUCAUGUUGACAUCCUUGGCCAAGAAAUUUGAUCAGGGAUAGACAACUAUGGACAGCUAGGAAGUUGGAUUAGCCCCCCCCCCCAAGACUUUGGAGGACUGCAAUCUCCACUUUACCUACCCCACAAAAAAAAUCGAAUAUGUUUUGUUCCCUAAACACUUUUUAGGUGAUGUGACAUUAUUCCCAUUUUGUUUAGGGACUUUCUUUGACAUUUGAGCCAUUUUCAUGUAAAUUAAAAUUUGUUUUCACCUUUGAGAUCCAGAGAUGGAAAUACUUUUCUGGGGGAGGGGGGACUCUUUAGUGGUAAUUUUGAAGCAAAGGGGGGUUUUUGAAGAAAAAUUGUGACUUGUAGAGCUUUUCUAAAACAGACUGGAAGGUCCACAUUUGGCCCAUUGACCAUACUUGGCCCAUCCCUGGAUUAGAUGAACUGUUCGUUUUGCACAGCAGGAUUCUUAGAUUUUGACAGCGUGUCAAAGUCUUAAAUCUGUUCUUUCCUAUUAGGGCAGAUGCAUUAAUUCUGUUGCUAGGAUGAUAAAUCAGCAUUUGUGUUAAUCCCAUUGAUUCAGUGUAUCUAGUAGUUGGAACCAGCUGUCUAAUUCAUGUUGAAGGUCACCCCUAAGCAUUGCUUUAUAGAACAAAAAGUGUACAGUUAUUGUAAAGGAUCCAAAUACCUCUUCAUUGCCUAACUUGGUAGGAUGUCUGCUGGAGAAAAGCCACAUUUUCUCACAUACAAAACAGGAGAAUUUUGCUUCAGAUGAAGAAGAAAUGAAGAACAUGGGGGUUGGAUCCAGUAUCUUGGUUUGUCAGGGACAGAACUGGUUAACCGUUUGGCACCCAGUUUUACCAGCCCCUUUCUAAAGUGCCCCAGUUUUCUAAUUCUCACUUUCUUCCAUCAUUCAUUCUUUCAUUGAUGCAAGCUGAAUUCAGAGUACAAAAGUAAUUUGAACUCACUACCUCUGAGGAUGCUUGCCAUAGAUGCAGGUGAAACGUCAGGAGAAAUGCCUCAGUCUAGAACAUGGCCCUAUAGCCCGAAAAAACCCACAAGAACCUAGUAGUUUGAACUGUUGAAUUAAACCAGCAAGAAGGAGAGAAGGAGCGUAGUUUUGGCCUUCCCAUUAGGAUCUCCUUCUCCCAAGAUUUCCUAAACUCAAUAUAUAAUAUAUAUAAACUCCUGGGCUUACUCACUUAAAAUGGUGGUUUUAUGCGCUCUUCCCCAUUACUGACUUUUGUUGCUUGUCCUUGUGUAUCUCAGUUUUCAGCUGGGGGAAGUGUUGGAGCAUAUGCUCUUCAUCCCCUAUGUAUGAAUUUGCACUUUUGCUUGAGCACCAAAUACAAUCUGGAUGAAAUUUAAGACUAGAAUUUCUUUAGCUAGCUCUCCUUGGUCCUUCACUCUGAAGUCAUUCUUAUAAAACCCCAAAAGAAUGUAUCUGUUCAGAUGGAUUUUCUAAAAGAUCCUCAAAUCUUCUCUCUAAAAUAAGUAUCUCUGAAAGUGCUGCUUGGUGUCAGAAGUUAUUACUUUGUGCAUGUAGUGUGCACAGUUCUAAACUGAAUGUUCGCAUUGUUUCACAGUGUAAUGCCUUCUGUUUUCAAAUGUGAAGAUGAUAAUGUUGAAGGACUUAUUGAUAUUCCAUACUUUGUAUAUAGAUAUAUAUAUAUAUAUAUCCCUGGGACUGAUUUUUGUUCACAGCAACAAAAAGAAUCUAUGCAGGUGUGUGGUACUGUAGGAAAUGUUUCAUUUGUGUUGUAAGCCACCCCGAAUCCUUUCGGGGAGAUGGGGCAGGGUAUAAAUAAAGUUAUUAUUGUGUAUGUAUGUAUGUAUAUAUAUUUGUAAAUAAAUAGGAUGCUUCUAUUUUUGCAGUUGUGUAUUCCAUAAAAACAAAGGUGUUGAGUUAGUUCAUCUGUAAGAAUAAUAUAAAGUGUUUGCAGCCAGAUCUGAAUAGUAGCAUUAACGCCUUAGCUUUUAACUUAAUUACAUCUGCCCUCUCCUUUUUUCCACUGUCGUGUACCAUUUCACUCUGUAAGAAAGUUUCCUAGAGCAAAUCGUAAUGGUUCUGUAACUGCGUUGUUUAUUGUAGCACAUUUCUUAAGAGCACAAUCCCAUGAAAUGCCAGAGCUUAUUCCUAACUACAGUUGAUUUAUCUGUGUCAUCAGGAAACAGCUUGUAAUCCUUUUGCAGUGCCCUUUAACUAGAGCUUGGGAAACUGUGCAUCGUUACUGGGGGUAGAAGGGCAAUUGUCCAAGAUCUGUCUUUAAUGUUCUGUACUGUGAUCCAGAGCUUUAUGUGUGCCCAGUUGUGACCACAAACAAUGAAAGCAACAUUAUAAGAAGCCAACUGUGUGGUUUAUGUAGCCCAAUGGUGUACUGACAUUAAGUUCUCCAAACAUUAGUUUUCCUCUGCUAUGUGAGAACCUUGAAUUGAAAAGGCUUACGAUUGAACUUUAUAUAUAUAUGUUCUGUCAGCAAGGUGUAGCUCAUCUCCAGAUGGUACAGCUCCAUACAGAAAAGAAAUAAACCAAGAGGUGAUUUCUAUACCAAGAUGACUGAUUAUAUACUGCUGGGUGUUCACUGGCUACUGUUGGUUCAAGCUGCUUUCCAAAAAGACUUGUACAUAUAAGCACAUUUGAAAUUGAGGUUUUUCAGUAACAUUGCCUGAGGAAGCUAUUGUAUAUCUGUGACAAUGGGAAUCAGUGCUAAUCCUUCAAUCUCUUUGGUUUUAGACUCAUUCAUUAUAGUGUAUCAAAAGUGAGCUAUAGACAAGGAAUAAGAGAUAGUCAUUCUGACAGUUUGCAUUCACGAAGAAGUUAUUUUUCUGCUUCUAGAGCAGUGGUUCUCAACCUGUGGGUCCCCAAGUAUUUUGGUCUACAACUCUCAGAAAUCCCAGCCAGUUUACCAGCUGUUAGGGAGUUGAAGGCCAAAACAUCUGGGGAUGCACAGAUUGAGAACUACUAUUCUAGAGGGAGGGCGUGAUAUGUAUUCUUUACUGAUAGGGGUUAUCCUCUUUCCUAUUCACUGUCAAGGAAAUGUUCCCAUAUAUAGAAAUAUAACAAACACCGUUCACAGAAAUGUUAAGUGAGCACUGAUAAUUGCAUUUUGUUUGGUCUUUUUGUAGAACAGACAAUCCAGACCUUAAGUAUUCAAUGAUAAAAUAUUUUGCCAUGCUUUCAGUUACCUACUAAAUUGGGCCUUACAGUAAAAACAAUAAUCCUGCUCAAUUUUUUCAUAUUAAUAAUAUUUUCCUAAUUUGAAAUAUAUCUGUUCAGAUUUUUGAGGGUAAUUUUUUGUGAUUAUGAUGGAGAACUUGAAAGAGCUACAGUUUUAAGUAUGAACAUCAAUUUCGGGGGGGGGGGGACUUAAACUGUUACUUUUCAAAUUACUGUGUUAUUUCUUCUUUCUGGUGCUGCAAACACUAAAACUGAAUGUACUGAAAGAAAUGUCAUUGAUUCUUAAGAAAUGAACAGAAUUUACACUUGUUUGGACUAAAUCAGAUUCUUGAAGUCUGAACCAAUGUUAAUAUUUGCCUUAUUUACCCACUCGUUUUUCAAAAAGAACUAUUUGUAAUUAUGUUGUUGUCGCUCUGGCUUGUACGUUAUCAUUCCUUGUGUUUGUAUUUAAUGAUAUACAUAUAAAUGAUACUAUAUGUAAAUAAAACAAGGUUCUGAAUUCUGAAA
Anolis sagrei ordinatus is the source of this 13472-nucleotide messenger RNA. It is a transcript of the gene SLC38A1, whose product is annotated as solute carrier family 38 member 1. The record is from RefSeq and is a predicted model, not a curated record. Gene Ontology annotation, biological process: amino acid transmembrane transport; L-glutamine transport. Gene Ontology annotation, molecular function: L-glutamine transmembrane transporter activity. NCBI's taxonomy places the organism in Eukaryota, Metazoa, Chordata, Lepidosauria, Squamata, Anolidae. Gene Ontology annotation, cellular component: plasma membrane.